CAUCUAUCCCUGCAGGGGCCAGCGGCGUUGGUCGUAGCCACAUCAAGAACGCUCUGCUCAGCAACAACCCGGAGAAGUUCAUGUAUCCACCGCCGUACACCACACGGCCCCAGAAGAAGAACGAGGUGGACGGGAAGGACUACUACUUUGUCUCCACUGAGGAGAUGACCCGGGACAUCUCAGCCAAUGAGUUCCUGGAGUUUGGAAGCUACCAGGGAAACAUGUUUGGAACCAAGUUUGAAACAGUACACAAGAUCCACCAGCAGGAUAAAGUCGCUAUUUUGGACAUUGAACCCCAGACCCUGAAGAUCGUCCGCACGGCUGAGCUCUCCCCGUUCAUAGUCUUCAUCGCCCCGACAGACAAGGCAGAUCAGUCAGAGGCUUUGCAGCAGCUCCGGAAGGAUUCAGAGAGCAUCCGGAGCCGAUACGCGCACUACUUUGACCUCUCGCUAGUCAACAACGGGGUGGAAGAAAGCCUCCAGCUGCUGCAAGAGGCCUUUGAGCAGGCCUGCAGCUCUCCACAGUGGGUGCCUGUCUCCUGGGUCUACUGAGAGGGCAUCUGACCCCAGCCGCUUCCCAUCGACCAUCCUGCAGCCGUGGGGAGAAAACCCACCUCCUCAGCUUCCCCUGAUUCACACACAGCCCAGCACAACUCCCGUCCUCUGCUGCUCCGCAGACAUGGUCUCAACUGGUUGACACGCACACAUGGGGUCUUCAG
Molecule: messenger RNA, 718 nt
Organism: Apaloderma vittatum (bar-tailed trogon)
Lineage: Eukaryota; Metazoa; Chordata; Aves; Trogoniformes; Trogonidae
Product: 55 kDa erythrocyte membrane protein
Exons: 4
Cellular component (GO): plasma membrane; cell-cell junction
Molecular function (GO): signaling receptor binding
Source: RefSeq, a predicted model, not a curated record